Messenger RNA from Paramecium octaurelia, 431 nucleotides. Lineage: Eukaryota; Ciliophora; Oligohymenophorea; Peniculida; Parameciidae. The record is from the annotation of a GenBank genome assembly.
AUUAAUAUGAGAUUGUUGGUUCAUAAUUUACUUAUGUGUAACAAAUGUGAUAAGAACAAUUAUCCACUUAAAAUAGAAGUCAAUAAAAGCGUUAUAAUGGAAUUAGAAUUCAAAAAAGACGCAAUUUUAAAAUUAAUUCCAAAACUUGAUUUUGAAGUAUUAUCUAAUACAGUCAGAGAAGUAAAAGACUGAUUUAUCAUGUAGCUUGGAUUCAAAUAAUUCCCUAAGUAAAUACCUCCAAAUGUGGAUUAAGACUUAGUCUUUUUAAAAGACUUGCAUCGAGUUUUAUUUGAGGUAAUAAUUUAAAGAAAGAAUUUUUAUAGACCCACAUUAUGGAUGGCCAAUUGACUUGCCCUAAUCCAUCAUGUAAAAGAAAUUAUCCAAUCACAAAUGGAAUCCCUAAUAUGAUCCUUACAGAAGAUGAACAAUGA